Messenger RNA from Scomber scombrus (Atlantic mackerel), 624 nucleotides. RefSeq names its product interleukin 12a (gene il12a). Gene Ontology annotation, biological process: immune response. The record is from RefSeq and is a predicted model, not a curated record. Gene Ontology annotation, cellular component: extracellular region. Gene Ontology annotation, molecular function: interleukin-12 receptor binding; growth factor activity. The transcript is spliced from 7 exons. Bases 1 to 624 code for a protein of 207 amino acids. NCBI's taxonomy places the organism in Eukaryota, Metazoa, Chordata, Actinopteri, Scombriformes, Scombridae.
AUGGCAAACUUUCAUUUCUACUUCGCCAGCUGUGUGCUGCUGCUGACUUUGAGCUGGCGUACAUCUACAGGACUCCCGGUGCGCACUCUGGACGCAGAGAAUUGUGCACAAUGCUCAGUGCUCUUCAAGAGCCUCUUGCUCAAUAUAACUGAGCUUCUCAACAAUGAUCUUUUGUGUUAUGGCAUCCGAUCCGACAAAGUGGCGCUGAGGAGUAAUGCUGAGACAGUGCUGACCUGCGCACCCGCUCUGACACAGAAUUCAGGUUGCAUAAUGCAAAGAAAUUCACCCUUCAGUGAGAGUGAAUGUCUGCGUAACAUCAUGAAGGACUUGGGUUACUAUGCUGCUGCUAUUGAUUCCUACUUCAAUUUUCCGCUCAGACGUUCUGAGGAAGAAAAGUCACUUCUGAAACCAACCCUGGGAAUGAUACAGACCCUGAGGAAGAACUGCUCCCUGAUGCCAGACGCAGGGAAUGACUCCUCUGAGGAGAACCCUGCCCAGAUGUGGGGAAACGACAGCUUCAAUAACAGGCAGGAGAUGUGUAAGAUGAUGAGAGGUUUCCACAUUCGAACCAUCACCAUCAACAGAGCUAUGGGCUACAUCUCCUCAGGAGACCACAUGCAGUAA